Messenger RNA from Colletotrichum phormii, 1277 nucleotides. Its product is annotated as gentisate 1,2-dioxygenase. The transcript has 3 exons. NCBI's taxonomy places the organism in Eukaryota, Fungi, Ascomycota, Sordariomycetes, Glomerellales, Glomerellaceae. Bases 160 to 1125 code for a protein of 321 amino acids. Gene Ontology annotation, molecular function: dioxygenase activity. The record is from RefSeq and is a predicted model, not a curated record.
GUCCCUUCAACAUCCAACUUCAUCUCGAUAAUCACGUCUUUCACCAUAGAGUCCACGGAUAUAUCCCGACAACAGUCUUCACACUAAUAUCGCAACGCAAACACAGCCACAAGGUACUCAGACCAGCCUCCGCCGCAUACACCUAACGAAUCUUUCACAAUGGACUCUCCUCACGAGGACGACAACAGGGCCAAGGCCAUGAACGACUACCUGGAAGAGCUACCAUCAAAACACAUGGAGCCUUUGUGGUCCAAGAUGAACGUGAUGGUCCCACCUACACCGGCACCCGUCGCCAAGCCUCACAUGUGGAAGUACGCCGACAGCCUCCCUCUUCUUCACAAGGCCGCAGAGAUGGUUGGCGAGAAGCAGGCCGAGAGGAGAGUGCUGAUGCUGGUCAACCCCAAUAUGGAAUCCCCUUACACAACAGACACCAUCUACGGUGGACUUCAGAUCGUCAACCCUGGCGAGACUGCCCCUGCGCACAGGCAUAUCGCGUUCGCACUCAGAUUCAUCAUUGAUGGUGAGGGCUUCACGGCUGUUGAGGGAAAGAAGAUGCCCCUGAGGCGCGGUGAUGUUGUCGUGACACCGACAUGGCACUGGCACGACCAUGGAAACGAGAGCGAUGCUCCGGUUAUCUGGCUCGAUGCACUCAACUUACCGCUCUUCAGAUUCACUCCAGUACACUUUGCGGAGCAAUAUCACGAGAGCCGCUACCCUAGUGUCUUCACAGAAACGUGUGAGUGGAGACACCCAUGGGACCAAGUCGAAGCCGAGCUCAAGGCCCAGGAAGGCCCCUAUGCCAUCCACCACUACACAAGGCAUGGCAAGCCCCUGUCACCCAUCCUCGGCGCGCAAGCAGAGCGUAUCGACGGCAACCACACGACAAAGGAGGUUCGCGAGCAAGCCUCGUUCAUGUACCACUGCUAUGAAGGCCAAGGCCGGACCAUCGUUGAACCGCCCACGGAACCCCGUGUGGUAUUCAAGUGGACUUCUCGAGACACGUUCGCCGUGCCUGCAUGGUCCAAGAUUCAGCAUAUCAACGAGGGUUCUACGACGGCGUAUCUGGUUGCCGUCAGUGACAGGCCACUGUUGAGCAGCAUUGGGCUGAUCAAGCCACAAUCAUGAGCGGUGUAGAGGCAGGAAUGGUCUUGUACAAAUCAGAACAUGUACGAGGGGCCUAUUUCGGCAGGCCGCCCUCUCCAGACAUAUCCGGCCUUAAGCCGCAAAAUUCAAGAAUGGAACUGGGGCACCAGCGGGAACCAGGGACAGAUAGAACG